Molecule: messenger RNA, 8002 nt
Organism: Girardinichthys multiradiatus
Lineage: Eukaryota; Metazoa; Chordata; Actinopteri; Cyprinodontiformes; Goodeidae
Gene: celf4
Product: CUGBP, Elav-like family member 4
Exons: 14
Coding region: 459-2033 (524 amino acids)
Biological process (GO): mRNA splice site recognition; regulation of alternative mRNA splicing, via spliceosome
Cellular component (GO): nucleus; cytoplasm; ribonucleoprotein complex
Molecular function (GO): mRNA binding
Source: RefSeq, a predicted model, not a curated record
GGUGCCAAAAAGCUGGGACGGAGGAACGUGGGUGUAAAUAGACAGUAAACGCUAUUGCUCUCUCACUCUUCCUCUCUCUCUCUCUCUCUUUCUCUCUCUCCCUCCCUCCCCUUCUCCUUUCCUCUCUUUCUUUCUCUCUUUUAUGAAAUCAAUGAACGAGUUAUUGGGUAGGACAUAAAUAUAAGGAAUCAAAGCCUCUAUCGGGACCAACUGGGCACUGCGCGCUUUUUUGAUGAGUCUUCGCUACACGCUACAUGUGUUUUCCAAUCAUUGUAAAUACUGGCUUUGAUAGGACGGGAGCGGACACUCUCUGGCAAGGCUUGGUCUCGGAAUAAAAAUUUUCUCAUUUCUUUUUAUUUUUUUAUUUUUCCUCUUCUUUAAAAACGACUCUCCGUCCGUCGCCGUCUGCCGCCGUUGUCCUGUGUCCAUCCCCAACUCUCACCGCGGCAGGUCCGAAGAUGGCAACUUUAACCAACGGGCAGGUAGACGGCGCGGUGCACGGUGUCGGCGUCGUAUCCGCCAACACGAACGGGCUCGUGAACGGAUUAAGCCACAGCCCGGCGGGAUGCCCGGCCACCAUACCCAUGAAGGACCACGAUGCCAUCAAACUCUUCAUCGGCCAGAUCCCCCGCAACCUGGACGAGAAGGACCUCCGGCCCCUCUUCGAGGAGUUCGGCAAGAUCUACGAGCUCACUGUGUUGAAGGACCGCUUCACGGGCAUGCACAAAGGCUGUGCCUUCCUCACCUACUGUGCCAGAGAGUCAGCCCUGAAAGCCCAGAAUGCAUUGCACGAGCAGAAGACCCUGCCAGGAAUGAACAGACCAAUCCAGGUGAAGCCAGCAGACAGUGAGAGUCGAGGAGAAGACAGAAAGCUCUUUGUGGGCAUGCUUAACAAGCAGCAGUCAGAAGAUGACGUGCGGCGCCUGUUUGAGUCAUUUGGCAGCAUCGAGGAGUGCACCAUCCUCAGAGGUCCUGAUGGAAACAGCAAAGGUUGUGCGUUUGUAAAAUACUCGUCUCAUGCUGAAGCUCAGACAGCCAUCGGUGCACUUCACGGCAGCCAGACAAUGCCUGGUGCCUCGUCCAGUCUGGUGGUAAAGUUCGCUGACACGGAUAAGGAGCGCACCAUCCGCCGCAUGCAGCAGAUGGCUGGUCAGAUGGGCAUCUUCAACCCCAUGGCCCUGCAGUUUGGAGCCUAUGGAGCCUAUGCUCAGGUGCAGCAGCAGGCAGCGUUGAUGGCGUCUGUAGGACAGGGGGGCUACCUUAGUCCUAUGGCAGCCUUCGCAGCAGCCCAGAUGCAGCACAUGGCCACCAUCAAUGGCCUCCCUGGAGCACCGCUGACCCCCACGUCAGGUGGCAGCACUCCCCCGGGCAUCAGCGCCCCCACAGUGACCAGCAUCCCCUCCCCAAUCAGCGUCAAUGGUUUUACUGGCAUGCCACCACCCCAGGCAAAUGGGCAGCCACCAGCAGAAGCUGUCUUCACCAACGGGAUUCACCAUUACCCCGUGUUGCAGGAGGUGGUUUUUAGGGAGGACUCAGAAAAAAACAGCUUGGGCGUGGCCCCACGGAGUUGUUUUGGGGUUCAGGGUGGCUGCUUCCUCUCCUCUCUCUCUGAAGCAGCUCAAAGUCCCACUGCAGCCGAUCCUCUCCAGCAGGCUUACACAGGAGUCCAGCAGUAUGCAGCAGCCUACCCCGCCGCAUACGGUCAGAUCAGCCAAGCCUUCCCCCACCCUCCACCCAUCAUUCCACAGCAGCAACGAGAAGGACCAGAGGGUUGCAACCUGUUCAUCUACCACCUCCCUCAAGAGUUUGGGGAUGGAGAGCUGAUGCAGAUGUUCCUGCCUUUCGGUAAUGUCAUCUCCUCCAAAGUGUUUGUGGAUCGGGCGACAAACCAAAGUAAAUGCUUUGGGUUUGUGAGCUUCGACAACCCAGGUAGUGCCCAAGCUGCCAUCCAAUCCAUGAACGGCUUCCAGAUUGGCAUGAAGAGACUGAAGGUCCAGCUCAAGAGGCCAAAGGACGCCAACCGCCCCUACUAGCCCUCCUCCCCUGCCCCAGCCGGCCACCGCCACUGUGGCAGGCGGGGCAGCCGCUGUCAAGAGGAAAAGACAGGAUUUGUUGACCUGAAUAACAUGUUGACCACUUGCUACCCUCCGCUGAGUUCAAACUCAGCUUCUGGAUCACAAAGGCUGCUUCAGAAAAAGAGAGAAGAGAGAGCGAAUAUUGACCAGGUCCAGGACACCUCCCUUUGGAUGUACUAAAACAUUUGAACUCAGAGAGCAUUUCUGGUUAGCCCUGGGUACUCUUUUCCUCCUGCACACAUAUAUACUCCUCCUCUACCUAAAAACCCUGCUUGGAUGACAGCUACCUUUUCUGGGCCACAAACACUUUUACUUGAACGCUGAGAGAGAAAAAAGUAAAAGAUUCUACAUCAAACCUACUGAUAAUGACCAAUUCCACUAAACUGAAAGGAAAUAUGGACGUCAAAAGUCCAACAGGAAUUAAAAAAAAAAAUUUGAAUAGUGGAUUGCCGUAGGAGAUCCUUCUGAGAGAUGGUUUGGGUUUUUUCAACAACUGACUUUUGAUGAUCAAUUUCUAAGACUUCAAACAACUAGCUGCAAAUUGUGAGAAAGAGAGAACUGAAGUAGGGAUUGUGACAUUUUCAGGACACAGAUUUGGGAUGGCCAUCUUCAGCUCGGAGUGCCUGUCUGUUUCCAGGGAACACCAUUGCCGAGGAGAGCCACAGCAACGGAUUCCAGGGAGUCUUAUCCGUCAUUCCUUAGUUGUUUUAGGGACCAAAAGACCAAACGUUUUUAUUGCUGAGGACUUGUAGCUCUAAAAUACUUGGACCACUGCAUCUCUUUCAGUCAGCGUCGCCUGCCUGGAGAGUUGCUCUUAAAACAAGUGUACAUUUCGAAUAUAGACAAAACCUGUAUAUAUACAUAAAUAUUGCUGAUAUGCUUUUUUGAAUACAGGCAUAACUAUUUCAGAUGACCAAAAGGGGUCUCUCACUUCGCUAGUUUACAAUUACGCAAAAUAUUUAUUUUUGUUCCCCUUUUCAUUUUUGUCUCGGGAGGGAUGGCGAAUGCAUGGGAGGGGCUGCUCCGUGUCACAGCCUUAUCUUUUUUAAAUCGACAUCCUAACCUCAAAGAUAAAAUAACAUCCGAAACGUUUGAAAUAUAUGAACUUGUUUAUAUUUGCAGUACAUAUAUAUGUAUAACAAGCAUUCAAGCAAAUGUAUUCAUAUAUACAGUAUAUAUGGAUAAUAGAUAUUAAUCACAAAUAUAUGUAUUUAUAUGCACAUAUUUUAUAUAUGUGUGACUGUACAUAGAGCGGCUACUGACUAUGUUGAGCUGUAAUUUUUUUUGUAGAUUUUAGCAGGAGUUUGAAGCAUUGCUCUGCUUGGGAAGAACCACACAUCUGGCAGCUCCCCAAAACUGCAGGCAUUCCUAUCUCUGAUAACCUAUAUGCUGACACACAACAUGUUACUAAAAAAAAAAAAAAAAAAGAUCAGCGCCUGUGAGAAAACAUAUUUUCUGUAAAUAUUAUCUGAAAAAUGCAAAAAGCCACCUCUCAGUAGCAGGCUUUUAGAGAAUCAGGCUAAAGAGGAUUUUCUUUAGAAGAAAAGGACAAUUAUCUUCGACUCUAUUCCAAAACAUAUCAUGUGAGCUCACACACACGCACACAUACACACACAUAUACACAAACUUCUCUUUGAAACUUGAACCAAAAUCAAUACAUCUCAAAACCUUGGCUCUCUUUUGCAUACAGUAAAGUGCAUGUAGCGUAUGGGCUGUCACCAUGUCGAGGUGUGCCUUGUCACCUGAGAAUCUGCCAUCCAGCACUGUGCUCUGACAAAAAAACAAAAAAAACAAAAAGCAAAACAAAGACACACUAAGAACCUGAACACACAUUUCUGCAAGCAGCCAAUGCGCUAUUAUGAUGUCAAAAAUCCCAGGCAGAUCCAUAUCAUUUCUCAGCCAUGUAGAGAGCUUUAGUGCAUGUCAAGCAGAGCAAAUUGUCCGAUCACUGUUGGGUACACCUUUGUCUUUGGGGGAAAAAAAAAAACAAAAAAACAGAAACAUGCAUUUAGAGCUAAAGUAGACACGUGAUUACUCUUUACAAAACAUGGGCAUUAGGUGACCUGUUGGCAGAGGUAUUAACUAUCAAAGCAGUGUGCAGGGAUCCUGUAACUACCUUCCUCUGGUUGAAGCUGAAAAAAAUAACAGGCAUGGCUGAAUGAGGGAAUUGACUGAGCAGUACUUACAGCUAUGACGUUAUUGUAAUGUUGAUCAAGAUGUUGGAAAUCUACUUAUACAUAGCAUUUAGCAGUUUAUGAGCAAAUCUCUGCUGGUUACAUGAAGCAUUUACUUUAAACUAUGUCAAAUUGCCUUAUGACAUGUUCCCAUCCAAUUAAAUAUAAAUACUGCACCAGAACAUGAUUCUAGAUAAUCCUGGGAAAGAUGUGUACAAAAAGCCUCAAAAUGCAUUGUUGUAAUGGAGGCAUUGUGACCCCUAAGAUACCACUCUUCACUGCAGUUGUCUAACAGUAAGCCUUGGAGACUUUUUUUUUUUUACCUCCGUCAACACCCUCCUCACUGUGCAUGUUGGCAAGAUCCAGGUGCAUCUCAGCAGAUUACAAUAUCUUUGAAAAGUUCAUUUCAUUUUUUACAAUAUUCGGUUCAAAAAGUACACCUUGUAGAUUUUAUAAACACAGAAUGACAUUUCAAGCGUCAAUUUUUGUUAAUUUUGUUAAAUAUGUUUUACAGCUACUGAAAACCACUACAUUUACUUUUAAAACAGAAAUGUUGUUCAUGUUAGGGCUGACAGCCUUAUUGUUAGGUUUAUGAUUGUAUAAAAACACACAUGUAGCUAAAAAUUUUGAAUACAAUUACAAAACAGAGUAAAACCCUUAAUACGACAAACAAUACAAAACAAAACAAUAAAAUGCAAUACCAUCAAUUUGAAUAAAAAAAUAGAAAAAAAGAAAGUUUAGUGGAAGGAAUAAAUGAGGGAGCUACAUAUGUAUAACUAUAUGAGUUUUUGAAAUUAAUUAAUGAAACAUAAUAACUUUUAAAUUAUAUUUCUAAUUUAAUGAGAUGCACCUGUAAACUUGGAUUUUCCUUCAGCCUUGUAAAGCAUAGUUCCAGUAGUUGUUUUAAACUUCUAAUUACUGUUCCAGAAAAUAUGUGCAUGAGCAAGUUUAGGUGAGUAUUUUCUUUUCUUUUGGGGCCAUUUUCCCCAAGUAUAUGGAUAAUCAGAAAUCUGUCUUACUUGAAAGGCAUGUUUUCUUUUGUCUUAAAGGAAUGUGAGAAAUGAGCUAUUUCACAUUUUUUCUAACCCCAAGGAAACAGGAAGUCAUGGAGUACCAAUUAAAAGUCCUAAGUUAAAAGUAAAAAAACAAAAAACAAUGAGGUUUCACUUACAUUUAUUUGUACAAGAACUAUUAGGGGUGUAAGUAAUUUUGUCACUUAAUUUUUAAUCGGAUUUGCAGUCACAGAUUAUGGUACUGCAAUAAAAGAUGAAUGCAUUUUUUUUGCUUUUUACACAUCUUUACCAGGGGUUGCAGUCAGGUAUGGAGGGCCAGCGCUGGUCUGAUAAGGCUAUACUGAAACUGCAAAAUGAAGGAACACCCUUUUACUCAAUGCAACUGCUAUUUCAAUGAGGCUGACUUCAUGGUUCUUCAGCAUGAAGUUUCCUGUAGCAUUCUACAUAAAUAUGCUGUAAACUCCUACUUUACACUUCUAAAAGGUCAACAGACGUGGAUUUAUUGGACUCCCCUCAAUACAUAUUGAGCUGGUGGAGAAUACUUAAUGAAUAUUUAUAGAUAUGCAUAUUUAUAAGGCUAUAUGACACUUUGGGAAGACAAUGCUUCCCGUUAUGUGCCGUUACCAGUUUUGCUAUAAACUGCUCAUUACGCCGGUUCCCCGGUGUCUGCGUCUAACCUUUUUUAGCUGUUUGAAUAAUUUAACAUUUAUCUUCCAAAUCCAGCAAGGGUUUAAAAAAAAACCCGCACUACACAUCCCGGGUUGUUUCUCUCUUCUUGUUGUUUUUUUUUUUUUUGUGCGGCACUUAAUUUACUAAACCCGUCAUUCAUUGUAACCCAGAUGAUCAACACGAUUGGGUGCAUUGGAACAAACUGUCUCUAUUUAACAAUAACAUCAAGAAAAAUGUGGCUUAGCUUUUCUCGCUGAUCGCCACGCCGUCUGUCCCUUUUUGGCUGCCCCACUGUUGCACUGAGAAACUUUAUAAAAAACAGAGAGAAGUGUACACAGAGCUUGUCUGAGCAAUCCAUGUCUUUUACCCACGUUGUCAUGUUGAGGGACGUAAGGACAGGUAAAGCAAUCACAUGAAGUAUUACUCACCUUCAUUUGCUCUGAGUCAAAGCUGCAAGUUUACAGGUUGGAAAAAAGAUACAACAAACUGGUUCAACAACAACAAACAGAGCAGAAGUUUGAAUAUAAAUAUAUAUAAAUAUAUACAUAAACUGAUGAAUAUACUGUAAAUUAUUUCCUUUUUUGCUCUGUUUUCCUUUGUACAUAGGUUUGCAUAUUUUAUAGGACUUUUACUUCUAUCUACAAGGACUGGAUAAAGUACUUUAAAUACUUUAAAUAAAUAUAUAUAUAUAAAUAUAAAUAUAUGAAUGAAAACACGAAAAUGCUCAUUAAAACCAGGUACAAUAAAAAGGAAAAAAAAAACAGGCGCUAGGUUACGGUGAUAACUGUAGGACUUGACCAAGGCAUUUAUCCAGAAUACAGUCAGGGAGAGCAUUGACCUCAGUUAGAGCUUAGACACACAUUGACCUAUUUUAUAAAAAACGUUUAAAAAACAUCAAUGGGUUCUAUUCAUUUAUUUCUUUAGAUAUUUGUUAAGAAGUCAUGUCUGAGAUAUGCAUGCUUUCACAGCAUUAUUUUUCUAUGAGUUGGUACGUGACCAAAUCUUUUUGUAUAUGACAUGCACGGGCCACUGUCGUGGUCCACAGAUGAUCUUUGUUCCUGCCUGAGGGACCAAGCCUUCAGCAACUUCUUUGGUGACGAAGAAGAAACACUGAACAAACAAAAAAAGCUCCUAUUGACCAAGUGAUGUCAGAGACAGAUUUUAUUCAUUUAUCUAUUUAUUUAAUUUAUUGUGUUUAUUUAUUUGCGCUGUUUGAUUCAAGAUCCGAGCUCUGCUGUUGCCUCUAAUCCUUGAAAGCGCUAAUUUGCAUCCCUCUGAAUUUAACUUCUUCAAAGACUAAUUUUUUUUUUCCCUGUCACUAAUGAACUCUCAACAAUGCAGUACUGCGCUAAAGCCUUAUACAUACUGUAACUAUAGAUUCAUGCUGUUCUAAAAAUCCCUUUAGUUAAGAUUAAUAAAAAGAAAAUGGUACUUACAAUUUCCUUCCACUGUAAAAGCUUUAAUCAUGUGGCAAAAGAAGCCCUUUCUUUUCAAACUAGUUACCUGCUUGGAUAUUUGAUCAAAGAAAGAACAUUUAUUUGGUGCCAAUACAUUUUGAAAUCAGAAAGACUGGUUCCUUGUUUGUCAUUGAUUACAUGCAUUCAUUUUCCAUGGUCUUGAAAACUUUCAGAGCUCUGAUCUUGUUCAACCCAUGUUUUCUGCCAAAAACAAAAUUUAAUGACUGCACUAUUUCAUCAUAAAAGAGAGGAAAAAUCCAGGUUUCUUUUAUUUUCUUCUGUGCUAUUAUCAGUGUGAUCUUAUUUCUAAGGCUCAGUAGUGUUGCUAGAAUCACAUUUUACAUCAUGUGGUUUUAAAGUGUUCUGGAAAUCUACUGUAUUUCCCAAAUUUCAGCACAGAUGGAGGGCUGGAGAAAUGAAUGUUGCAUAUUAAAGCUUUGCCAGGUUCUUAAUGAGCUGAGCUUCUGAUUGGGCCGUGCGCUUUAGGCUCCUGCCCCUCCCCCUGUCUACCCAGACUGCACCAUUCUCUGGUCCCCUGGACUCUUCUUUUUGUAAUUUUAAAUGAAUGAUGCGUCUCAGCUUAGCCCAAUAAUAAAGCACAGUCUAGAAUAACA